AUGAACUAUAAACGCCUUGCGGGGCUUUCCUGUCUAGAACUGAGGAAGGAGAUACUAGAUUCCGCUAGGAAACACGUACGAACGCGGGCGAUAUGGAGUCAUUACAUCCAAGAGGUGUGCAAGAGGAUCGUAAAGCGUGAUGAAGUCUCGGAGAAUGAGGAAAGGGAAAAGUUUACACCUACGGAUAUCUCUCUUAUCCUCGCUGCCUUUGCCACAUCACGUAAAAGAGAUGCUCACUUAUUCAACCUUCUCCUAGAGACGUCCAGGACUGACAUUGACAAGUUCAACAUCAGAGAUUUUGCCGUGCUGUAUAAUGCCCUUGCCAAAGUUGGCAUGCGGGCUGAUGACAUGAUAAAUAGCUUCAGUUCUAACAUUGAGGCUAAGAUUAACGCGAAAUCAUCUGAAAAGGAUCUUGCUCUGCUCUUGAACGCAAUGUUGGAGCUUGCUGUAAGUGACCUUAAUGGGAUAUUCGUCAAAGCAUCCCUGGUGAUAUCCUCCCGUAUCAAGUAUAUCGCAAACUGCCAUACGCUAACUCUGUUGUUACAUUCGUAUUCACGUUUCAAGGGAUUUGACCGGAUUACGGAACGGCCAAAAGAGACCACGGCACGGAGUGACGAGCAGCUCCAAACUGAUAUUGAUAAUGUCUUGGCAACGGUAACAGAACCCUCGCCAGAAUCAACAUUGAUAACGGAAACCACGUUGUCUUUACUUGGUAGAUGUGCGGAUCUAAUGAUGGAGAUGAGAGCUACCGAUGUGAUGUAUUUUUACAGGGCGUCACUGAACCUCAUUUACGCUAACUCUGAGGGUGUUACCCAACACCUUUACGCUUCUAUAUGCAACCUUCACAAAGCACAUAUCAGGAUCCGGGAGCAUCUUCUUGAGUUUGAAGCUCGGGAGCUCAUCGCACUGCUUGAGACGUUUCAGAAUACGCGCAUGGUUGUGGAUGGUAAUGCUCCGUUGGACUUGGAAGGGGCUCUUUGGGUUACCAAUAGUGAAAUACUGAACCAAACACCGUCACUCCAGGAAGAAGUUACAAGUGAAUUGCUCUACCGAACCACAGUGAUGUCAUUCUCUGAAUGUCUUGCUUUCAUCAAAUUACUGCCGUUUGACGAUCAUCGUGGCAUCCUUGUAUACCGUCGUCUGUUGUACAAGGUCAAAAAAAUGAAGGAGCUCAAUAGCUGGGAGCGGUGCGAACGGUCAGAUCUAUGGGACCUUAUAAUAUACCUGACUAAAAGGAGCGAUAUCGCUACUAGUGUGGAGGCCCAGGAACUUAUGGUGGUUUUGACUAAAGGAAUAACGGGUACUUUGAAGCUGAAGGAAGUAGAUGCUAUGUGUCGACUUGCCGCAUGUUUGGGUGCUAAGAGCAACUCUUUACUUAAAAAGAUAAUGUCUGUACCUUGCCGAGUUGACUAUCUACAAGCUGGCCAGGCUGCAUCGUUACUCUAUCACCUCACUGGUCUGGGUUACAUUGAACAUUUGCAGCCCAUAGUGGCCGCCUGCCUUGAAGUUGACAAUUCUCGAGAUGCUCUUAAUGUCCUGGUUUCACUAACAAUAUUGAAGAUAAACCGGCUUAUGGAUAUGCCUGGUCCUUUAGUUGACAAGAUGUUACGGGAAUUGGAUACGUACAAGGGUGAUCUGGAUAAUGACGAUGUGACGUUGAAUAAGAUCGCAUUUCUCAGAUUAGCUGGAAUAGUAGCACUAUCUGGAUACUCAGAGCCAUACCGUAUCUAUCCAAGGAUGUAUGCGCCAUCCUAUCAUGUUGAAAUUCCAAGUGUUCAGCUCAUGUCUAACAAUAAGUUGAAUGUGGAUAUUUGUGUGCUCUGUCUCCCGCAGUGUAUCGAGGAUAUUGCAAAUUCUCUAAAGGACUUUCUAGCACAGUUUGAUAAGAAUACGCUUCUCCACUAUCAGUACGAUGCAGGGGAUAUGGUGGUCCCUAUAGUAAUAGAGUUGCCUGGAUCGCAGCUGGUGGCGGUGCAUGUGUUGCUGAACGACUUUUAUUCAGGGAGUCGACAGAUGCUACGUAUCGAUGUAUAUGCCCAGCUAAUGCUGAUGAACGAGCGUGGAUUUCGUACGGUCUGUUGCCGUGCGGAUGAAUAUGUUAAUGGCAACAAGACUCAAUUUAUCGCAAAACUGGUUGAACGAUGUCACGCUUCAGGUACUUCAAACAUCGCACAAGAGUCAGAACCACAUACGGUGUAUGAUACACGGUCAUAUGAACCGACUAUUAGCCCGCUACAACCAAAAUUAGACAGCUUCUCUAGGCUGAGACAGCUAGUUUCUGAUGGCGGGAGAAGACACUAG
Molecule: messenger RNA, 2301 nt
Organism: Babesia sp. Xinjiang
Lineage: Eukaryota; Apicomplexa; Aconoidasida; Piroplasmida; Babesiidae
Exons: 4
Coding region: 1-2301 (766 amino acids)
Source: RefSeq, a predicted model, not a curated record